Molecule: messenger RNA, 594 nt
Organism: Peronospora matthiolae
Lineage: Eukaryota; Oomycota; Peronosporomycetes; Peronosporales; Peronosporaceae
Source: the annotation of a GenBank genome assembly
AUGAUAAAGAGAGAAACAAGAUGCUCGAAAGAGUUUGAGAAGCUGGCGGAGGCAAAGCAAUAUCGAGAUAUUUACAAGAACAACCCAGCCAGAUGCCAGGUCAGGACAGAGAUGAUAGAUAAAGGCUCAAAGUCAGUGGAUCGCGAAGUGAAGUUUCAACAUUGGCAAUUCGACUAUUUAAUCUGGGAGUAUUACCUGAAGAAGCUAAAAAAGCUGCUGUCGAGAGAUCCAGUACUCAAGACGAUCAAGCUGAAGCUGACCAGAUCGCUACGCGGACCGAUAACAGUGCCCACACCAACCCCCAACGUGUCUAAGGGGCUACAGAGUCCCAUCAAUCCGCUAAAGGAGGUGGUGUUUACGGAGGGAACGUUCAACGCACAAACUAUAUUAGAAUGCAACCACGAUCGAGUGACCGCUACCGGAAAGUCGCUGUUUAAGAAGGUGAGUCCACUUCUAGGCAUACGUGACCCCGGAGACAACCCGACCCCGCCGAUUGGCACCUCGGAUCAACGGAUCACGCCGCGAAUUACGACGGAUCAAGUUCUCACGCCGAUAAACGAUUUUCCCAAGGGUAAACACAUUGGAUCGUCUUGA